ACACAACAAAUUUGCAAAAGAAAUUGUAACACGAUUCUAUUGAGGUUUACAGGGAAAAUUUGAUGAAAUUGCAUGCGUGUGCAUGUGAAACCAUUUACAUGUAUCACUUGGACGGGUGUCAGGUGUCAUAAACACGGUAUACAACUUUGUUUGGCUUCCAUUGUGGGAAGUAAAACCACCUGUAUGGGAAGCUUGCCUAAGCCUAAAUUGUGCUUUUUAAUUAUCCACAGUGAGUGUUACGGAGCAUGAUUGCAUUUUGUUUCCAACUUUUCAGCACAGGGAGUUAUUUUGAAGUCGACAUUUUAGACGUAUCAGAACAAGAUCCACAAUAGUAGGCCUAACAACUUUCAGAUCGUUGGCGCAAAAUUUUGCAAAGAAGUGGCUGAAGUUAACAAACCUUGGGAUGGAUCUGUACGAUAAUGUUAAAUUCACUGAAGAGUCUAUUGACAACAUUACAGAUGAAGCAACCGACUGGGCAAACACCCAUGGCAUUGUUAUGAGGAAUAGAAAAGAUCUAAGGUUGAAUAAUUUUGCCCCCUUUACCCUGUUCCCCUCGCCGUUCCCAGAAUACCUUUACAAGGAGGCAUUCGACGUUCAUAAGCACUUUCAGUCCUUGAUGCUGAGAUGCAGUCGCGAUCAUGGUUUUCUGGAAUCGUCUUUGAAAAGUGUCAUUGUUCAUGAUGAAUUUACAAGAAAGUUAUACAAUAUCUACAAUAUAGUGAGAGAAGAAGGUAUAAAACAGCCCAUCACUGUGGAUCUGAUGCGAAAUGACUACAUGUUAGAUGACAAGCGAAAGACUAGUUACACAAAUGGACAUAAUGUAAAUGGAUCUUUGCAUAGGGAAUUUGAAAUUAAGCAGAUAGAGAUCAACAUGAUUGCAUCUUCAUUCUCAGGUCUUGGUUCACAAACCUGUAAACUACAUAGACACAUAUCAGAUGUUUUAAUGGACAAGUCUCCAAUAAAAAAUGAAAAGCUGCCACCUAAUGAUACAAUAGUUGGACUUGGUAGAGGUUUGGCAGAGGCCUGGAAGCUAUAUGGCAAUGAAAGUGCUACACUUCUUUUUAUUGUACAAGCUGGUGAAAAGAACAGAUACGAUCAAAGGCUUCUACAGUAUAGCUUUCAAGAAAGAAUUAAAGAGUUCAAACUAAAAAGAUAUGUUCCAAUCAUUUUCAAGUCAUUGGGUGAAAUCUUCAAAGAGGGCAAACUAACUGAGGACCACAGGUUGAUAAUAGGUGACCAUGAAGUGGCAGUUGCCUACUUUAGAGCUGGUUAUACACCAAAUGAUUACAUUACAGAGAAUUGCUGGAAAGCAAGACUUCUAAUUGAGAGAUCUAAGGCCAUCAAAUCACCAAAUAUUGCAGCCCACUUGGUCGGAAGCAAGAAAAUACAGCAAGUUUUAAGUGCCAAAGGCAGCGUUGAAAGAUUCAUUAAAGAUCCUGAGGCGGUCAAAAAGAUCCGAAGAACAUUUGCUGGGCUUUACUCUCUAGAUGAGGGACAGGAGGGUGAUCAAGCAGCUAAAAUGGCCCUAGCCAAUCCAGAAAACUUUGUUUUGAAACCGCAAAGAGAGGGAGGAGGUAAUAACUAUUAUGGAGAAGAACUUGUAUCUGUUCUGAAGGCCAUUAAAGAUCCAGUUGAGAGAAGUCAGUACAUUCUUAUGGACAAGGUUAACCCACCCGUUUACAAGAAUUUCAUUGUACACAUUGAAUUUGACAGACCAAAGUUGCUAGAUGUUGUGAAUGAAAUUGGUGUAUUUGGAAUUCUGAUAAGCAAUGAUGGUAACGAAGUGAUUAACGAGUCAGUUGGGUAUCUCGUACGUACUAAAAGCAUUGAGCAUGCUGAUGGUGGAGUUGCCGCUGGUCGGGCUGUACUUGACAGUAUUAGCCUGUUUUAAAACUUAAUUUAUUCACAACUUGUAGUUUUAAUGGAUUUCAAAAUGGCUCCUCUUUAACUUGCUAGGCGAAUAAAUUCGUUGGGCUAUGAACAAAAAAGCAAGAUGUUAUAAGUUACAGUAAAUUUAUACACUUAAAUAUGAAUGUUAAAUAUUUUCCUUAUUUGAUUCAGUUGAUUUAAAUUUUUCUUACUAAUAUCUUGACAAUCCAUAGCAUAACAAGAAUUGGAAUAAAAUAAUUUCUAGGUGACAACAAAAAAAUUAGCAUAUACUAAGCGACAAAUAAAUUUAAGUAAAUAUCUUUUUGCUUUGAAAUGUUAUUUUCGUUGUGAGACCUUUUCAGAAUCUUUAAAAUUCUCCAAUGAAAGAUAAUUAGUUAUUGAUUAUUUAUACUUAACACAGAAAAAAGCCAAAAAUAAGAAGAUUAGUGAUGUCAGUUUAAACUGAGACUUCUGGCUGUCUUUUCAGGAGAAACAGCGUUUAGUAUCUUGUUACAUUUUUCAAGUUCUAGCAGUUACAUUCUAUAAAACAAAUUUAACAAUCA
Rhopilema esculentum is the source of this 2432-nucleotide messenger RNA. Its product is annotated as glutathione synthetase. The record is from RefSeq and is a predicted model, not a curated record. Gene Ontology annotation, molecular function: glutathione binding; ATP binding; glutathione synthase activity. Gene Ontology annotation, biological process: glutathione biosynthetic process. Lineage: Eukaryota; Metazoa; Cnidaria; Scyphozoa; Rhizostomeae; Rhizostomatidae. Gene Ontology annotation, cellular component: cytosol.